Molecule: messenger RNA, 689 nt
Organism: Fulmarus glacialis (Northern fulmar)
Lineage: Eukaryota; Metazoa; Chordata; Aves; Procellariiformes; Procellariidae
Gene: MRPS15
Product: mitochondrial ribosomal protein S15
Exons: 7
Biological process (GO): translation
Cellular component (GO): ribosome
Molecular function (GO): structural constituent of ribosome
Source: RefSeq, a predicted model, not a curated record
CAUGCAGUCCCUUUGUUCAGACAGCCAGAUGUUACGCCAGACCUGUGAGAAGAAAGAGGAAAGACAUCCCCAGCCAUUUGGAUGAUCUUCCUCCCACAAUGCUGAAGAAAGAUUAUGCCAAUGUCCCAAUAAUAAAUAGUGUUGAUGAUGUAGUGAAAAGACUGUUGUCACUCGAAAUGGCAAGCCAGAAGGAGAAGAUGAAAAUAAAGACACAGCAGCUGGUGGAGAAGGUCAGGAGGUCUCCCAACGACAAUGGCUCCUUUGAGGUGCAAGUUGCUACGUUGACUGCCAAGAUACGCACUUACGAGGAACAUCUUCAGAGGCAUCCCAAGGAUAAAAAUAACCGUCGUCGCAUGCUGAUGGAUAUAGAUCGCCGGAAGAAGCUACUUGCAUAUCUUCGCCGUGUCCGCUAUGAUACCUUUGAAAACACCUGCAAGCAGUUGAAUAUCCAGUACACCCUACCCCCGCCCUACUGCAGAAGGAUCACCAAGCGCUGGGUGGUGAAGAAGGCUUUCUGUCUCAAGGUUUUUCAGGAGGCGCGGAAGCUGAGAGCACCAGAGAGGCUAAAGCAGAGAAGAGAGUGGCAGGCAAGAGCGAGAGCUGCAAAGGAGAAACAGGCGCAGUGUGAGGGGACACGGGGACACCCAUGUAGCAGCACCUCGGGGCUGCGACACAGCCAGUCUCUUUAA